Eucalyptus grandis is the source of this 3029-nucleotide messenger RNA. RefSeq names its product phosphoglycerate kinase. NCBI's taxonomy places the organism in Eukaryota, Viridiplantae, Streptophyta, Magnoliopsida, Myrtales, Myrtaceae. Gene Ontology annotation, biological process: gluconeogenesis; glycolytic process; tRNA modification. The record is from RefSeq and is a predicted model, not a curated record. The transcript has 13 exons. Gene Ontology annotation, molecular function: ADP binding; tRNA (guanine(46)-N7)-methyltransferase activity; ATP binding. Gene Ontology annotation, cellular component: cytosol. The coding region runs from base 275 to 2329 and encodes 684 amino acids.
GUGCAAAGCUUAUCCGAGCCAUCUCCGUCCGUACUCUACCGUUCGUCUCUGUACCUUCUCCGUUCUUGUUUUUCGCCAUUAUCUUCCGACGAAGCUUUCGAGCUGCGCGGCAGAAGCCACGAGACCCGUUAUGCCUACGCUGGUUAUGGGCCAUCGUCUUUGAGAUGCUUUGUAAAUGCUGCUGUGUUUUUUGUACUGGGUCGUCGCGGCGAUCGCUCCGUGUUCGAUUAAAUGCCGCUUAGAGCUCAUUUGAAAGGGUAGAGGGUAGCGGGAAAUGAUGAGCAUGAGCCAACUUCUGCAUCCGCUCGGGGCCACGCUCUUCUUCAGCAAUGCCCGCGAUCCUCGGAGCCGCAUACUCAAAUGGGUUCCCCCAGAAUCAUGGUCUUGUGUCGGCAGAGAUGCUGGAUUUUCCAGACUCCUCGUUGCUGCUCAAUCGUCUCGGCAAGGUAAUUUCUCAUCUGCAGGUCCAAAUGAGACUUCUGCUAAACACAAGGCCUUUUUUAGGGAGCGAAGAGAAUCUGAUGCUCUCCCUUAUAUACAAACACUUGGGAAGUUUCCUAAGGAAGAGCUUGAGGAUAAAGUAGUCAUGGUCAGAUUUGAUUCUGCCAUAUUGCUUCGAGAAGAUCAGGACCAUACAGUUCAGUCAAACUUAUAUGCACAUCUAACCAUUAAAUAUUUACUGGAAGCCAGGGCUAGGAUUGUUCUCGUGAGUGAUUGGAAUGGUGGAAUCAAUUCAAAAUUUCUUGAUCUUCAGUCUGUUGCAGAGCACCUCUCAGUAGUCCUUGGGGUCAAUGUUGUGCCAUCGCACUGCCUUUCCCAUUACAGUCCACUUACAGAAGCUCUUGAGAAGAUGACGGUGCUUCUUCUUGAGAAUCUUUCUGAGUUUAAGGGGGAAGUUUGUAAUUCAUUAGAAUUUGCAGAGACUCUAUCAUCAGGAGUAGAUAUCUUUGUCAAUGACUCGUUUUCCCAGUCACAUAAAGUUCUUGCAUCUACUGUUGGCGUAACUCACUUUUGCUAUUCCUCUGUUGCUGGGUUUCAUUUUGAGGAGAGCCUGAGAAAACUGAAGAAUGCUCUGAAAAGUGACAAAAGGCCACAUAUAGCAAUUAUUGGAGGGACUAAUCUCUCCAACAAAGCAGCUGCGUUGUGCUCCUUGGCUUCUGUUUGUGACGGGCUGGUCUUUGUGGGAAUGAUGUCUUUUCAGAUUAUGCAUGCGUUGGGUCUCUUAGUUCCUUUAAACCAUUUGGAAUUAGGGGCUACCAAAGAAGCUUCAGAGUUAGUCCAAGUUGCACAAGAUAGGAACAUUCCUAUUUUAUAUCCAAAAGAUUUUUGGUGCCUGAAUGAAAAUGUUCCAGAUCAGUUGGAACUAUUUCCUGCUCAUGCACUUUCAAAAGGAUGGAUGCCUGUUGAUAUUGGACCCAGGACACUGGAUGAAAUAAAGACCCUGCUUAAAAAGUCCAAGCAGAAAGCCACGUGGAUUGGUCCAGUGAAAUUCAAGUCAUGCAAUUCAUCUGCAAUUGGAGCAAGUGAAUUGGCUUGUAUACUUUAUGCAUUAAGUCAAGAUGAUUGUGAUGUAACUAUAGUCGGUUCUGUAGCAACCAAAACAAUUACAGAUGAGUCAAGCUCUAUACCUGCUUUCUCUGUGAUUGAAAACGCUUCUGUAUGGUGGGAUUUCCUCAAAGGAAGAAAACUUCCUGGUGUCAUGGCCUUAGAUAGGGCAUACCCAUUUGAUAUUGAUUGGAAGUCUGUAUAUAGUGAACCUGCUCAACCUUUGGUAGUUGAUAUUGGAAGUGGUAACGGAUUAUUUCUGUUGGGAAUGGCUAAAAAGUGGAAGCAUCUUAAUUUUCUUGGUUUGGAGAUCAAUGAGAAGCUUGUGCGGCGCUGCUUAAUUGCUGUCCAUCAAUUGGACUUUAAGAAUGGAUACUUCAUUGCAACCAAUGCAACAUCCACAUUUCGCUCGAUUGUUUCCAAUUACCCUGGAGAAGUAAUUCUUGUCUCAAUACAGUGCCCGAACCCUGACUUUAACAAGCCAGAGCAUCGGUGGAGGAUGCUUCAAAAAUCAUUAGUUGAAGCAGUUGCUGAUCUCCUCAUCCCUAGUGGAAAGGUAUUUCUACAAUCUGACAUUAAAGCAGUUGCUGUAAGGAUGAAAGAGCAAUUUCUGAGAUAUGGCAAGGGGAAGCUUUCAAUUUUGCAGGCACAAGAUACCAGUACAAAUGGAGGGUGGCUUGAGGAGAACCCGUUUGGAAUUAGGUCAGAUUGGGAACAACACGUUCUAGAUCGUGGGGCCCCUAUGUAUAGGCUGAUGCUCUUGAAAUCGAACAAUGUGCAGUAAAGAUGUGGGAUUGACUGCUAUACAGCUACUGAGUGACUUUGUCCAAGUGAAAGUGGUUUGAUUUCAGAUGCUGGUCUGCAAAGGCUUGAAUCUGGAGCAACAAGAAGGCACUCUCCCAUUACUGCAUUUUUUGCAUCCAACCAAGCCAUGAAGCAUAAAAAUGUUUGUUAUGGAAAUGCAGUGAAAAUGGCAUUAUGCUCAAUUUCACGAGAAUUAUUGAGAUCAUUGGAUUGGAGCCAUUGGGAGAGUAGGGAAUGAAAUGCAUUAUCAGUGAGGAUUUCUCAGAAGAAACACAUGUUUUCAGCAAUGGUAGGGAUUGAAUGCAUCAUCUUCUGGAAAUGUAAUUGAGCAGCCAAAGCAUGCAAGAGAAGAGGAUAGUUUCUGAAUCUGGGCGAAGACAUCAGGGCGACUACUAAUAGUCAGCUGCAGUUAGUGGCUAAUUGAAAGGGUAGAACAAUAAAUAAAAAAAAGAAGAAAAAAAAGAAGAAAGAAAGGGUAGAACAAUGGUCAAAGGCUGUCUAUCAUCCUGCAUUUCUUGAUAUUCUGUCAUUGAUUACCCUCUGCCAUUAGUUGAGGCAGUUAAUCUGUAAUCUACCUUCUACUUAUUGUGGAUAGAACCUCUUAAUGUAAGACUUUGAUUGUUCGGAUGAUGCAACCGAGAAGUUUUCGAAAUGAAUGACUUCCUCUAAUAUACUGCAAA